Papaver somniferum (opium poppy) is the source of this 3311-nucleotide messenger RNA. RefSeq names its product putative pentatricopeptide repeat-containing protein At2g02150. The record is from RefSeq and is a predicted model, not a curated record. The transcript has 5 exons. The coding region runs from base 318 to 2582 and encodes 754 amino acids. Lineage: Eukaryota; Viridiplantae; Streptophyta; Magnoliopsida; Ranunculales; Papaveraceae. Gene Ontology annotation, molecular function: protein binding.
GUAUUGAGGUUCUUUCAAUCCAUGAGUAGAAAACCCAAUGAUAUGAUGUUCUAACUCAAUUGCUAUGAAUAAACUACUUUUGGACGGCGAAAGAAAAAACUGCCCAGAUCUCGAUAGCUUUGAUUUAUUUGCUUAGCAAGUGACUAUCUGAAAUAAACAACUAGAAUGUGGAUAGUGGUCGAUCAUUAGGUUUUGGCUUCACUCGCUUCAUUCUUUGCUUAGUUAUGGGCAUCCCCAGCAGAGUGUAGCGCCAAAUUAACAAAAUGCAGCCUGAGACAAACAGCUCCCUGGUUCACCUAUUUUGAGGUGUACUCAAUAUGUGUAUGAGAAAAUCCAGUCUAGGAUACUUCAGAGUUGCCAGAAAGAGCCUAAAUGUUUUAUUCAAUAAAACGUCAAUAUCAUCAUCAUCUAAUGCAUUCACAAAUGUUUCACCUCUGGGCUGCACUAUGUUUAUCUGGUUCACUGGUUUCAUACAUAUGUUUCAGUUUCCAUUCUCAACUGGUACAAAAAAACACCAAGAAGAUUUGAAUAUUGUAUCGGUACGUCAGAUUAUCCAAGAUGAAAGAUGGGACGAUUUUAGACUUGUUGGGUUUUUUAGUUCUGUUUUAGCCCCUGCUAGAGUUUCUAGGAUUUUAGUAGAGUUAAAGGAGGAACCAUGUCUAGCUUUUAAGUUUUUUAAUUGGGCAGCUAAGCAAGAUGGUUAUGGUGGUACAGCGGAGUCGUAUUGUAUUCUUGUUCAUAUAUUAUUUGCGUCUAGAAUGUAUUUUGAUGCACAAGAGGUUUUGAAAAGUUUGAUUUAUAAGAGAAGGGUUUUGCCUGGUUUUGAUGUUUUUGAUGUAAUGUGGUCGACGAAAGGUGUUUGCAAGACGGGUUUUGGAGUCUUUGAUGCGUUGUUUAGUGUCUUGACCCAUUUAGGUUUGUUUGAAGAAGCCAAUGAGUGUUUUUCAAAGAUGAGAAAAGUUAAGAUUUUGCCGAAGGCAAGGUCUUGUAAUGUUUUUUUGCAUAGAGUUUCAAAGUCUGGUCAAUCAAACUUGUCGAGAAAGUUUUUUAACGACAUGAUUGCAGCCAAGAUUAUACCGUCGGUUUUCACUUACAAUAUUAUGAUAGAUGUUAUGUGCAAGGGAGGGGACUUAGAGACAGCGAGGAGUUUGUUUGAGCAAAUGAAGAAAAUGGGUUUGACACCAGAUGUUGUUACAUAUAAUACGCUAAUUGAUGGGUAUGGGAAGUUCGGACAACUACAGGAAGCGCUGUGUAUAUUCGAGGAAAUGAAGGUGACAGGUUGUAAUCCUGAUGCGAUAACUUACAAUGCUUUGAUAAAUUGUUCUUGUAAAUCUGAACAGAUUCCUAAGGCCUUUUGGUAUCUCCGUGAUAUGAAGGAGAAAGGGAUCAAACCAAAUCAAGUUACCUAUAGUACGUUAAUAGAUGGUCUUUGUAAGGAAGGGAUGCUUCAAGAGGCAAACAAAUUUUUUGCUGGUAUGCGAUUGGUAGGACUCUUCCCUAAUGAGUUCACAUAUACUUCUUUAAUAGAUGGAAACUGCAAAGCUGGCAAUCUUACAGAAGCUUUGGAGCUGUUUAGUGAAAUGGUGAAGACAGGAAAAGUUUUGAACAUUGUUACUUACACGGCAUUAAUAGAUGGGCUAUGUAAAGAAGGGAAGGUGGAGGAAGGCGAAAGGGUUUUCAGGGAUAUGUUAAAAACUGGAAUUGUUGCGAACCAGCUUAGCUACACUGCCCUGGUUCAUGGGUAUUUCAAGAAGAAGAUGGCAGAGAAGGCUGUAGUUUUAUUGAAAGAAAUGAGUGAAGAAGGCAUCAAAGCUGACAUAUCUCUCUAUGGAACAAUCAUUUGGGGACUUUGUGAGCAAGGAAAGCUUAAAGAAGCCACCAUUUUAAUGGAUGAAAUGAUAUAUGGUGGUUUAAAGUUGAAUCAUUUUAUCUACACAACAUUAAUGGAUGCUUAUUUCAAGGCAGGAAAGGCCCGGGAAGCUCUCAGUCUCUUAGAUAAGAUGCAGGAAGUGGGUGUUGUCCCCUCAGUUGUGACUUAUUGUGUCUUGAUUGAUGGUCUGUGCAGGGUCGGGAUGGUAGAAGAAGCAUCCAAUCAUUUUGAAAGGAUGGGAGAUGUGGGUUUGCAUCCUAACAUGGUUGUUUUUACGGCUCUCAUCGAUGGACUUAGUAAGAAUUAUUCUUUGGAAGAAGCAAAGAAUUUGUUUCAUAUAAUGGCGGGGAAGGGUAUGAUUCCUGAUAAAUUUGCUUACACAUCUCUGAUGGACGGAAAUUUGAAGCAUGGAUAUCUUCAAGAAGCUUUUGACCUGCGGGACAAAAUGUUGGAAAGUGGUAUUAAGCUCGAUCUUCAUGCUUAUACUUCGUUAAUAUGGGGGCUUUGUCAAUAUGAUCAAGUAAAAGAAGCACGGGCUUUGCUGGCUGAGAUGAUAGAGCAGGGCAUUCUUCCAGAUAAAGCUGCUUAUAGUUGUCUUAUCAGAAAGUAUCACCAGCAGGGAAAUGCGGAUGAAGCUAUUGAAUUACAUAAUGAGAUGUCUGAAAGGGGACUGAUCACAGGCAUUAAUGGUCAUGCAGUACCAAAUAAAUGAAUGUAAAAUAUGCGAGCAGCAAUAUCCUAAUUUUCCAUACAUGGUUGCAAGGCACAGAGGGACCUGACCUGUGAUGUUGGAUAAUAAUCUAAAAGGGAAAUCUUUUGGCUUCGAGAAGUUCAGGCAGUCCAAUACGUCAGCCAUCGCCAUCCAUGAAUUUAUGAUAAGUUAGCGAUGAAAACAUCGUAAAAGCUGCAAUGGUGCACAUCAAUUCUUCUGACAUCUACUCAGGGCAUCUGCAUCACCAAUUUGGUCGUCUGGCCCUUGAUUAUAAUCAUUGGGUGGACAAUAUUUGUUAAGUGUUUCUUCAAGGUUCAUCAUAAACAACACUAGCAAUCAAGCUAGCGUUAGUUGGAGGCCCGAGGACAGGGAACUUGCAGGGUCAGUAGGAAUUUUUGAAACUGAGCAGUUGGGCUAUGGAAUAAAAACUUCAACAAAGCUUGUUGUUAAGUGCAUUAACAAAAACCGAAGUGUAGUUAGUUAAUGACAAUAGUGGUUACUGAAUGUUGUAUACCUAUGUAAAUCAUCAAUUAUAAUUCUACUGCUGAUUGUAAGCUCCCCUCAGUUAAUAUAUUGGUGUCUAAUGAGAUACAUGUAUAUGACUUGGCUAGAAAAAAAAACUAAAUAUAUGCUUCCUGAGUUGUAUAUGUGUAUCCUAUAUGUGUAUCUUAGACUGAGACGAUUAUUUGCACAGCAUCGCGAUGGAUCUGUGAAUAUUUGAUUUUGUUA